Messenger RNA from Pelagomonas calceolata, 2019 nucleotides. The record is from the annotation of a GenBank genome assembly. Lineage: Eukaryota; Pelagophyceae; Pelagomonadales; Pelagomonadaceae.
CCAAGCUGUGGCCGGCGACGCUCUCACAGACGCGACCAGAGUACGCUACAGCAGCCAGCGAUCGGUGCUGCAACAGCACGCCAUCGCUGCGACCCGCAGCUACCAAGCCGCAAGAGCAGCAUCGCUAGGCAGCACCGCAACACACUGCAGCCAUGAGUGAGCUCGCCACGACCGCCCCGCCGCCGCCGUUACGCUUGAUAAGGCGGUCCCGCACGCACGGCAUCGAAGUAUUAAGUGCGCCCGACGGCCGCAAGGACGAAAACCAAGCGUUAGAUAUCGUGCAGCACCUCGGGAGAGGCGUCGUCGAAACCGCGAAGGACGGCUCGCGCCUCUGCCUCGGUGGGGGUUCUACACCUUUAGAGGUGGUAGAUACGGGCGACUGGCGCCGCCGCUCGUUGCCGGACGAUUCUAGUGGAUGCGAACGGUUUUCAUUCAGCCCGCGGGGCUCGUACCUAAUCACGUGGCAGCGGCCCUCCCCCGACCAGUUCCCCGACGGGAGCCUGCGGUGCUGGUCUCUCACGGAUCUGAGUCUAGCGAAAGCCUUCCACUGCAAGUUACUCAAUAGGGGCGGCAUCGACGCGACGCUCGCGUGGUCGGGCGACGAGAAGGUAGCCUUCCACUCGACGACGAACACCAUAUCUAUCUAUGACGGCAGCCUCCGGGAAAAGCUCGCCACGAUCAAAUGCGACUCGUUGAAGGCUUUCUCGGCCUCGCCAGGCAUGAUACCUUAUGGGGUCGCCGCGUUCGUGCCAGAGAUCAAGGGAAGACCGGCUCAAGUGAAAGUCUACCAGUUCCCCUUUCCCGACGAUAGUGAUGGUCAGACCUGCGCCAAGUCCUUUUAUAGAGCUCAAGAUUGCAAGCUGACCUGGUCGCCGCACGGCCAUGGGGUAUUGGUGCAGACGCAUACGGACGUCGACGCCACGGGUGGGAGUUACUACGGCGGUACGGGACUGUACUUGAUGCAGUCCACACCCAAAAAAAAAGGAGAGCAAGCGUUUGAAUGCUUGGUGCCGUUACCGAAAGAGGGGCCGGUCGCCGCGGCUGAAUGGGAACCUACGAAGGGCAAAGAAUUCGUCGUCAUCGCCGGUUCCAUACCACCGGCGGCGGCCCUCUAUAACCUGGAGGCGGAGCAGAUUUAUGCGUUUGGCAACGCCCAUCGGAAUGUGAUCUGCUGGGCGCCGCACGGUAGAUUCCUAGCAUUGUGCGGCUUUGGCAACUUGGCGGGCGACGUCGACUUCUGGGACCGCAACAAAAAAAAGAAAAUUGGAAGUGUCAACAUGCCCUGCGCCGUGGAAUACGGGUGGAGUCCGGAUUCGCGACUCUUUGUCACCGCGACGACCGCGCCUCGGAUGAACGUGGACAACGGUAUCCACGUGUAUCGAUACGACGGUUCGGGGCCUCUCAGUACCACAAAGGACCGGGACCCGUUAUUCGACUGCUUCUGGCUGCCCGGGGUGACUGACGAUUAUCCGGACCGCGGUGUGAGCCCAGCUUCGAAGGCGCGCAUGCGCGCCGCGCCGAAGCCUGAGCCGGCCAAGGGCGCGUAUCGGCCGCCCGGCGCGCGCGGCCUGAAGGGCGGCGGGUCGCUGGCGUCGAUGAUCCGCGCUGAAAGGGAAAAAGAUAAAGGCAGCUCGGGAACCAUACGGCAGAAGAAGCCCGUGGGUCCGAAGCUCCCGGUCGGCGCCGCGCCCGAGGCCGGGCCCUCGCGCAACGCGCGGCGCAAGGAGGCCGCGAAGAAGCGCAAGGAGGCCGAGGCCGCCGCGAAGGCGCUGGAGGCGUCGAUCGCGGCGAAGGCGCCGCCGCCGCCCCCGGCCAAAGACGUCGCGACCAUGGCGCCCGACGAGCUCCUCAAGGAGCAGAAAAAACUCAAGAAGAAGCUGAAGCAGGUCGAGGAGCUCGAGACGAAGGUAGCAGGGGGCCUGGCGCCGUCGGCGGAGCAGCGCGAGAAGCUCGCGCGCAAGGCCGCGUUGGCGGACGAGCUCGCCCAAGUCGAGGCGAGGCUAUAAAUUAUACAACAUA